Molecule: messenger RNA, 3918 nt
Organism: Raphanus sativus (radish)
Lineage: Eukaryota; Viridiplantae; Streptophyta; Magnoliopsida; Brassicales; Brassicaceae
Product: ribonuclease TUDOR 2-like
Exons: 18
Coding region: 717-3668 (983 amino acids)
Biological process (GO): mRNA catabolic process; regulatory ncRNA-mediated gene silencing
Cellular component (GO): cytosol; RISC complex; nucleus
Molecular function (GO): nuclease activity; RNA binding
Source: RefSeq, a predicted model, not a curated record
GCCGCCGUAAUUGGCUAUUCGGAAUCCCCUACACAAAAAGUUUAGUGAUUUGAGGAGAGGAGAGGAGUGUUAUAGACGAAGAAGAAUUUUUUUUACCUUUCUAAAUACCAGAGAAGGAGCGCAUGGGUUGAUCUGGAGAAACGAGUUCGGGAGAGAAACCGCCAUGUUCCAUGGACGAGAACCAAGUUCACGCCGGAGCAGAAGAUGAAGAUGAGAGCUUUUGCCGAGGAAGCAGGUUGGAAAAUCAGGGAUCUUUUAAGGAGGAGACAAGAUGAGAUUAGUUUGUAUUUUUGGUUUAACGUUUUGGCUUUGGACACACAUAGAUGCUCUGUUCAUUACUUUCUUUAAUUAUAAAUAUCUAUGUGAAUGUCUUGUUGUUUCCUGUUUGUAAUUUGACUCUCUCUGGCUUUGAAUACAAGUACUUGAUCAUAAUGAUAUGUUCAGUAGAUUCCUCUCUGUCUUGAUCGACGAUUAAACCAUCUAUCUCUCUCGGUUCUCGUGGAGAAAGAAUCAAUCAGCCUCUCUCUCGGUCUCAUAGAAAGAUGGAUGGAUCCUUGAAGACGCAAGAAGGUUCGUCAAAGAAGAAAACUUCAGUUGCAACAGAGAUCCAAACAUAGAGAAAAAUUAAGAUAAAGAGUUUCAUCCACUUCUUCUCCAGAUCUAGGAGCUUCCCCCCCACAUCACGGAUCAAUCCAGCCAGAGAGAGAGAGAGAGACAUGGCGUCCGUUGUGGCGGUGGCGAGUGAGAACCAGUGGUUUAAAGGGAGAGUGAAGGCUGUUACUUCCGGAGACUGCUUGGUGAUCACUGCUUUGGCCCAAAACAGGCCCGGCCCACCUCCGGAAAAGACCAUCACUUUAUCUUCUCUCAUGGCUCCUAAACUGGCGCGCAGGGGAGGUAUAGAUGAGCCUUUUGCGUGGGAAAGCAGGGAGUUUCUGAGGAAGCUUUGCAUUGGGAAGGAGGUUACUUUUAAAGUGGAUUACAAAGUGGAAGCUAUUGCUGGGAGAGAGUUUGGCUCUGUUUAUCUUGGCAACGAAAAUCUUGCUAAGCUUGUUGUUCAGAAUGGCUGGGCCAAGGUCAGAGAGCCAGGUCAGCAGAAUCAGGAUAAGGUUAGUCCUUACAUUGCCGAGCUGUUACAGCUUGAAGAGAUGGCUAAGCAGGAAGGUCUCGGUCGUUGGAGCAAGGUUCCUGGUGCUGCCGAGGCAUCUGUCAGGAAUCUUCCUCCUUCUGCCGUUGGGGAUUCUGGUAAUUUUGAUGCCAUGGGUCUGUUAGCUGCAAGUAAAGGCAAGCCCAUGGAAGCUAUUGUUGAGCAAGUCCGAGAUGGCAGUACCAUCCGGGUUUAUCUUCUUCCUGAGUUUCAGUUUGUGCAAGUAUUUGUUGCUGGACUCCAGGCUCCAUCAAUGGGAAGGAGAUCUACACAAGAAACUGUUGUUGAGCCAGAUGUUACAUCAGCUCCGAAUGGAGAUGCUUCUGCGGAGCCCCGUGGUCCUCUAACAUCAGCCCAGAGACUCGCUGCUUCAGCAGUAUCGUCCGUGGAGGUUUCUGGUGAUCCGUUUGCAAUGGAAGCCAAAUUUUUUACUGAGCUUCGUGUUCUUAAUAGAGAUGUUCGCAUUGUUCUUGAAGGUGUUGACAAAUUCAACAAUCUGAUUGGAUCAGUUUACUAUUCUGUUGGGGAAACAGUCAAAGACUUGGGUCUGGAGCUGGUUGAAAAUGGUCUUGCUAAGUAUGUUGAGUGGAGUGCCAACAUGAUGGAGGAAGAAGCCAAAAGGAAGUUAAAAGCUGCAGAACUUCAAUGCAAGAAAAACCGUGUGAAAAUGUGGGCAAACUAUGUCCCUCCAGCUAGCAACUCUAAGGCAAUUCAUGACCAGAACUUUACUGGAAAGGUAGUGGAAGUUGUGAGUGGGGACUGCUUAGUAGUUGCUGAUGACUCUGUACCAUUCGGGAGCCCAAUGGCAGAGCGCCGAGUAUGUCUUUCGAGCAUUAGGUCUCCUAAAAUCGGCAACCCACGCAGAGAGGAGAAACCUGCACCUUAUGCUCGGGAAGCUAGAGAGUUCCUUAGACAAAGGUUAAUUGGAAAACAGGUUAAUGUGCAAAUGGAAUACCAAAGGAAGAUUAGCCCAGCAGAUGGUGCUACUACUACUUCUGGAGCUAGUGAUUCCAGGGUUAUGGAUUUUGGUUCAGUGUUCCUGCCAUCUCCCACCAAGGGUGAUACAGCUGAAGCAACUCCCGGAGUCAAUAUCGCUGAACUCAUUAUUGCCCGUGGCUUGGGGACUGUGGUAAGACACCGCGAUUUUGAAGAGAGGUCAAACCAUUACGAGGCUCUGCUGGCUGCUGAAGCUCGUGCUAUUGCUGGCAAGAAAGGAAUCCAAUCUGCAAAGGAUUCUCCAGUCAUGCACGUCACAGACCUGACUGUGGCCUCGGCUAAAAAAGCUAAAGAUUUCCUGCCAUCCCUGCACAGAAGCAGGAGAAUAUCUGCUGUUGUGGAAUACGUCUUGAGCGGACAUCGGUUCAAGCUAUACAUUCCGAAAGAAACAUGCAGUAUUGCCUUUGCAUUCUCUGGUGUCAGAUGUCCUGGCCGUGGCGAACCUUAUUCAGAAGAAGCUAUUGCUUUAAUGAGACGUAAGAUCAUGCAGAGAGAUGUCGAGAUUGAAAUUGAAACUGUGGAUAGAACCGGCACUUUCUUAGGAUCAAUGUGGGAGGGGAAGACCAACGCAGCAACGUUUCUUCUUGAAGCUGGCGUUGCAAAAAUGCAGACUGGCUUUGGUGCAGACAGGAUUCCAGAAGCUCAUCUUCUUGAAUUGGCAGAACGAUCUGCUAAGAAUCAGAAACUGAAGAUUUGGGAAAACUAUGUUGAAGGAGAGGAAGUUGUAAAUGGUGGUUCAAAGGUAGAAACCAGACAGAUGGAAACAUUGAAGGUGGUUGUCACGGAAGUGCUUGGAGGCGGUAGGUUCUACGUUCAGACGGUUGGAGAUCAGAAAGUAGCUUCGAUCCAAAACCAGCUUGCAUCUCUGAGUCUUAAAGACGCUCCCAUUGUUGGUUCGUUUAACCCUAAGAAGGGUGACAUCGUCCUUGCACAGUUUAGCCUCGAUAACUCAUGGAACCGCGCAAUGAUUGUUAAUGCACCACGAGGAGCAGUUCAAUCUCCAGACGACAAACUCGAAGUGUUCUACAUCGAUUACGGAAACCAAGAAACAGUUCCGUACAGCGCUAUUCGCCCUGUAGAGGCUUCAGUUUCAUCAGCACCAGGACUCGCGCAGCUCUGCAGACUUGCCUACUUAAAAGUUCCAAGCCUGGAAGAGGACUUUGGUCCUGAAGCGGGAGAGUAUUUGCAUACGGUGACGCUGGGAAGUGGUAAAGAGUUUAAGGCAGUGGUGGAGGAAAGGGAUACUUCAGGUGGCAAAGUGAAAGGCCAAGGAACUGGAACAGAGCUCGCUGUUACUCUCAUUGCUGUUGACGAUGAGAUCUCUGUCAAUGCAGCAAUGCUUCAGGAAGGAAUAGCGAGGAUGGAGAAACGGAAGAGAUGGGAGCAUAAAGACAAGAAAGCAGCUCUUGAUGCUCUUGAGAAGUACCAAGAAGAAGCUCGCAAAUCUAGGACAGGAAUCUGGCAGUACGGAGACAUUCAGUCUGAUGAUGAGGACAGUGUUCCAGUCAGGAAACCUGGUCGCGGGUAAGUGUUGUUUCCAACCUUUAUGAUCGAUCAAUGGUUGGUUCCCAAAGAGGGGGAUCUUCAACCUUUGUUCAAGAUUGUUGCUUUGCAAAGCAUCAAACUUUUUGUAAUGUUUAGAAAUUCUCUUUUUUUUUUUUUUUUUUUACUUUUUUGGUUUAUUAUAAGGUGACUGAUGGUUUCGUUCCUUAUUCUUGUUUUGACUAAAGAAUCUCAUAAUAAGGUGAUGUAACUUUAAGUCCGACAGGGACUUUUCA